GGGGUUACCAGGCACUCAGUAUCAUUGCACAACUCCAAGGAGACUUCUCAUUCUCGUGUAAAAGACUUUGACUCCCCUAUUCGUCGAGAAAACCCACUGCGCCCUAUUUAUCGCAAUUUACCCCGUCCCCAGCCAACAAACCCCCUGAUUGAGAGACAGUCCUCAUCGAGUCCCACCUACUCAGAUGAGGAUGACUCUCCCUUCAUGUCCCCUGAGAGACAAAGCGGUGGGACUACUGUUACUCAUUCCAGCCUAUCUGAAGAUGCAGACCCAACCUGUUCAGAGUUUUUCUCCAGGGGGAUGAAAAGGACUCAGUCACGCCUUGACACUAUCCUGCCAAGCAUUUGGAGGGAAGAUGCUGAACUUCAAGCAGAACUUGUGGCUGCUGCUAAGAAAUCCCCUAUGCAUCUGUUUUCUGACAGAGAUAUCAAGCGUGACAGAGUCUAAUGAGUCCAAGAAAGAGACUUCAUUUGAGGGAGAGAAGGUAGAGAAAGGAGAUGGAGAGAGAUGGGGAAACUUUUUGCUUCCAAACAGAGGCAUGCGCCGCUCCCAGUCACUGAUCACAGAGUUGGGUUCAGCAACUCAUUCAUGGGGAUCAGAGAAACCCAGCAGCAGGACAGGAGCUGAGGAGGACAAUUCAGUCACAAAAGAAACAUUCCAGGGAGAUCUUUUCCUCACAGAGAUAGACACAGGAAGAAUGGAUUCAGGUACAGAAGGAGGAUCAGAGCAUGAUCCAGUAAAAUACCUGUAUCCAGCAGGAUCCAGAUUGCGGCCCUAUGUCUGUGCCCCAGGCCUUCCCUCAUACACUGAGGCUGAAGAAGCCUAUUCAAAGGGUAUAAGGAGAUCCCGCUCUCUCCUCUCUGAGAUAACAAUUGGCAAGCAGGAGUCAGAACUGCAGCAGCCUGAGAAGGAGCCUCAGAGAACAGAAAUGACCAGGGAGGAGUUCCUAAAGGAGAUCCAAUCAGCAGAGACCUUCCUGACUGAAAUCAUAUCUAGACAAAAGGCAGCUGCAGACAAAAAAGAAGCAGACCCUUCUUACUCCCCUACUCCACUGUCUCCUGAAUAUGAGUCCAUAUGCAUUGAUCCAAACUCUGCUCAGACCAUCAGAUUUCAGUCAGAGAGCGCCAUACGAGCAUCCAGCAAAGGAAAAGAUGAUACUCAAACUGAGGCAAUCUACGCCCAAGUGACAAAGCGAGCUAAAAAGAGUGAGAUUAAAGUUUCCAUGAGACCUGGGAUCCCAAUCCUUCACAUAGGAUCUAACAAACAACCUCUCGAAAAUGACAGCAAUGGUGACCUCUGCCAAUCUGACGAGUUUGUGUUUUCAGAAAUCAUGCCCAAAAAUGGUCUCCUACACAACCAAACACUAGGUUGUCAAAAAGAUGAGGAGGAGUGUGCAGAUGGCCCUGCUUUACCUUCCAGGGGAGAGCAUACAGAUCUUUUAGAGCGGUCAAUUUCUGAGUCAACAGAGAAUAUUAAAGAAUCUAACACAAAUAAAAGAGAUACUCUAAAGGCUGCCGUUAUAGGGAAUGGUGACAUAAUGAAGGAAGAACUACAGCCCAGCAGCCCUGACAGAGAAACAUGUGGAAUGACCAAUACCAUGUCGAAUGACAAUGACAAGGAAAAGCACCAUAAUGAUAACAUUUCUGUAGUUGACUCUAAUCACAUCACAGCAGCUAAUGACUUGCAGAACGCCAAAAGAGACAAUUUGUUUCAACACAAUGAUGCAAGUCAGGAAGAACAACGUCACGUUGCUCAAACGUCAUCUACUCCUGCCGCCACUCCAACCACUCCAGACUGGGACCCAUCCACUGAUGUCUCACUUACCACCCCAACUGACUCAGUGCUGUCACCUAUGACCUCCAGCUCAGCCGACUGCCUCACACCCAGUGACUCAUGGGCGGGUACCGGAGGAGGAGGAGGAGGAGCUGGGAAUAGCAGUUGGCGAGCUCUGGGAAAUGAAACACCACAUCGGGACUCUGCCUAUUUCUCAGAUAGUGACUGGGAGAGCGAUGGGAUGAACAGGAGGAGCAGUGAUGGACUGGUUGCCUCCAGACCAAGCAGUGGUCGAGGAGGGGAUCGGGGAACACUAACAGGGAUAGAGGAAAAAACAGAGGAGGAAGGGGAGAUAGGUCACAAGAGCCCCUUAAGAAACAGCAUACAGACUUUGGAUAAGAGAAGAGAAACUGUAGAAAAGACGACUAUUGAGAUGUGUGACGAAAGGAGUACUCUGAAUCAAGAUGCUCCCGAAAUUGCCAUCUCUCAUUUCAGUAAAGAAAAAGAUAUUCUUAACAAAGGGUUGGAGUCAACACAAAGAGACGAUUCUGGCAUUUUUCAAAAUGAGAGCAUAAAUUCAACAAUGUUUGGUGAUGAUUUGCAGGUCGAGAACUGCGUUGACUUCAUUGAUCAGUUGUUUUCAGAUUUAGAUGAUGAAAAAGGGCUGCGAAACUGUGGUGGGUAUCCGAUUGACAACCACCUCAGAGACGGUAUUAUCUCUCAAAUAGCAGAUUGCAAAUAUCAGGACUGUAAAGAAAAUGAUGUAAACCUUCAUUCUAAGAGCAUGGCUGAGACAAAUAUAUUGAUUGAGUCUCUUUCUGGCAGCCAGUCAAAGGAAUGCAUGUUAAGGCAGAUAAACAAUGAUUACACAGGUGUUACAAAGACUGAUAUCAAUCUCUCUGCAGUGGACUCCCAAAAAUUUGGAAAUGACUCUGUGGAAUUUGUGAUAACAUCCCAAGUUGACGACAAAGACUCAAGACUAUCUAAACUGCAUGGCAUUAAGAAAGGUGACACCAGUCAGUUGAAAGUGGAGCCAUGUGAUGAUGGGAGGUCCAUCUAUGAAAAAGAGAUGAUAGGUUCUUCUUGGGAUGUGGAGGUUGUUGAAGAGCUGGAAGGACAUAAAACGAGUCCCCGUCUAGACCAUAAUGAGCUGGGCCUGAGAAACCUGCAUUGCUCUGACGGCAGCGAAGAAAAACAGGUCACGACAGAGACCGAUAAACAGCUAGCUGCGGCAGAGCUUUGUAAUGCUAUGAAGGAAAAGUCACCCCUCAAAGGAGCAGUACAUCUGAGGGAGCCUUCUAACAAUACGGAUGAAGACCCUUGUGUGGGCCUAGAAGUAAAGACUAAAGAGUUAUGGAGUGUCCUGGGGGAGGAUGAGGAACGUACAGAAUCUAGUGUUGUGAAAGGAGAGUUUGACUGCCAGCGUUUUACUGAGUCAAGGGACUUGCGUUUGUGGCCUGAUGAAAAUGACCAGUGGGCCACUCCAGAGAGGAGGAGCCAGGACGCUGAACUUAGAUCAGAGUUUUUCUCUGGGCUCAGUAACAAGGCCUGGGAGGUUGGGGAGAGGCUUGUUGUGGGUCAGGAGUUUUGGGAGACUGAAGAAAAUGACGAACUUGCAGGAAGUGAACCUCACCCUGCCAUCUUGGAGGGCUGUGAAGAAACCUGGAACGAUGAAACCCAAGGACUUGCUUGUAACGUUGCUAUGAAGGAAAAGUGGGAGUCUGAAGAAGACGAGGACCAGCUCAUUGUCCAAGCAGUUGACAUACAGCAGGAGGAAAAUAUUGAGAGCUUUGGAGAAACUGGCAUCUUCGACAAAGAACUGAGAGGAGAUAUUGAAGUAGAGAAUAUAGAAAUCCCAGAGAAGGAGUACAAAGAGAGAUCCACUGUGUCAUGCAUAGAGGCAGUCAGUGAAGGGGAAGGUCUGCUGGACUCCACAGAGACAGAGAAGAAUCACAAUUUUAACAGAUGGCCUCAGAAUCCCCUCUGCAACAUGCAUAAAGAGGGGCAGGCACUAGCUGAGGAUGCUGACGAAGACGCAAGAUCACAUUUUGAGAACCACCUCAGUCAGAAUAAAACAAAUAUAUCCAUAUGCAUUAGCGAAGCUCCUGAUGUGAACUUUUCAGACGAGGAAAAUGUUGAGUCAGGCUUAGAUUCAGAGGCUGAAAUUAGACCAUGGCUUGCCGAGGAGAACAUAGAAGAUGAAGUAAGCAUUAGGAAUGUAGAGGAGGAUUACAGAGAAAUGCCUGUUCCCUCCAAUCCAAUCUCUUGCCCCAGUGACCUUGAUAUGCAGGAGGUAGGUCAGUCAGAUCCACAGGUAGACAAUUUUAGCUCUGUGGAUUUUCCUAGUCCUCCACCAAGCAUAGACCUCGACGUGCAGGAUGAUAAAUUGGAGAGUUUAGAUGACUCUUUUCCUAGUCCACCCCCAUCUGUUGUAGAGUCAGAGGAGUUUAUUAGUCCCAUUAAUCUAGAAGACUUUAGUACCGAGACCGAGCCAUUUAUUUCUCCGUCUCACACCACUGGUGUCUCAGAUCCACCUGCUACUACUCAGAGUGUAGGGAUCUCAGCCAAUCUCAACCUUCCCUCUGUGCAUGUAACACUGGUCGAUGAUAGCAACCUUGCACCAAACACAGAGAGGCAGGAUGGACAAAAUAAUCUAACCCAGGAAACCACCAACUCAUCUUCAGCUCAAGUUCCCCUCAACACUCUGCCAGAAUUACUAAUUUCUGAGUGGAAAGAUAUAGAUGAGGAGCCCCUGGAGGAUUUUGAAAAACUGGAAAAACUUUGCUGUAUAUCUGGGGAUGAGGAAGACUCUCUGGGUGACCUUUUUCUGGGGAACCUGGAGUUUCUGGAAUCUUUAAAGAAAACACCUGAUCAAAAAGCAUGCACUGUUGGUGAUAGUGAUGCAUCUGAAGGGAAAUGUGGCCCCUUGGCUCCUGAAGGGAACGAUGUGAAAUUGAGAGAGGGCAGGAUUUCUGAACAAUCAGACGACCUGGUAGAGUUUGUGUCGGAUGUCACCCUGGACUCUCAGGACAAACUGUCCCUUCAAGACGAGAGGAAUGUUGGGCAGAGAUCCCCAGGACAAGCAUUGGAUGUAAAAGACCAGGGAUCUCUCUCUAAGUUGACAACAAAGAAUGGCCUUAUGAUGCAGGUGUGUGAGGAGAGGCUGCAGUUUUCCCUCAGUGAAAAUGUGAAAACAAAUGUGCUUUGGGGGGCAACUGUUAAAGACACAGUGACGCUUCGGCCCUGGGGAGAGCAGAUCACAGAGAACAGCAAUACUCUGGUCACUGAGGAAAAACAGAAAGAGGAAGCAGGCCUUGAGGUGCUGGAAAGUUCACCAAGCAUUCAGACAGAGACCGAUGAAACUAAAGAUGAACCUUUCACUGUGAUUGAACAACCUGAGGUCACAACCCCUCAGCCUACUGCAAACCAGGCCAUGAAAGCAAAACUAGCUCGCCUGUCUCUCGCUCUUCCUCCUCUUGCUCUGACUCUUCCCCUCACCCAAACCGGUAAACGGGGAUAUGUGGACGGAGCAAUUGGAAAUCGAAUUGGAAGACGGAGAGGUCUGUCCUCGGGAAGCGACCCUGACGAGGAGGAGGAGGAUGAGCAGGAGGACGAAAGCUCCCGCAGGGUGAUUGUUGUCACGGAAACAGACGUGGACAAACGUGUCGGACUGAGGAGUCUGCUGAAGUCCCCCAAGGAGCCGAUGGACAGAGAGAAGGACAGAGGAAGAAAUGUGUCCUUUUUUGAUGAUGUUACGAUAUAUCUUUUUGAUCAGGAAACUCCAACCAAUGAGUUGAGCUCUUCAGCGCCCACUAGUCCAGCCCCAGUGACGGUCAAAAGCAACAAGCUGGAUUUGCGUGGACCAAACUCCAAGAGCAGAGAUUCAAAGAGAAAAGAGGAGUUAUCAAUCAAACCAAGGUCGCCUGUGGGGGCUAAUCCAGUGACAUCAUCGCGGUUCACGGUCAGCCCUGCCAACGACCCCCACUUGGUGUGAUGUCAUAACUUUUCGUGGGAAUCUUUAGAGUCAAACCCUCUUGGACUGGCCAGUAAAUUAACCCAAACAACCAGCCAUUCACCCAGAGGCUAUUUUUUUAUUGAAGAGGCAACUGAAGAAUGAGACUCCCGAUAUAAAAGCUGGACACAUUCCAGAUUUUACCAGCGUCAGGACUUUGUAUGACAGGGGUUGUUGUGCUCCUGCCUGCCACUAUUUACAGAGUUUAUUCAAAGCCUUCGGCUACAAAAGUCUUUUGGAAAAGGCAGCAUAUGUCAGGAGAAGAGGAGCCUGGAGCUUUGUAAAAUCUGAAACAGAUUUGACAGCUAUGCAGUGGGAGUCUUGCUGUGUACCAGCUUACCUUCUCUUUUUCUGCUUCAUUUUGUUGUUUUGUUCCCCAGAUGAGCGGAGAAUGCACUUUGGUUAGUCAUUCGUCAGUCUAUGUAAACUCUUGGAUUCCAGUCCUCUCUUUAUAAAAGUUUUUCAUUGCAAUCAGUCAGUUGUUGUUGUAGGCAACAGUUUGGAACAAAAAUCACUUGACUCUUGUAUUUGAGAAUACUCAUUUGCAUUUGUACAAAUAUCAUAACACAGAUGUAUACAAUAUCAUUUUAGAGCUGUUUACUUUUAGAUGUAUUCUUAGACUGCACGAACUAUGAAACAAGCUAUGCUUCGAUAUGUUUAUAAUUCUAAAGAAUUCUCUUAAGUUAUACCUAUUAAUUUAUAAUUCCAUAAUGUUUUAUUUAUUUAUGUAAAGCCAGUUUCCAUGCAGUAUUUUUUAUUUGAUGAUCUAUUGACUUGUUUAUAAUUUUAUUUUAUUUAUUUGCUUUUCUCUGGGUAACAUACGGUCUAUAAACUUAGCUAUAAUUUGUCCUUGUUUGGGACAGAAAGCGUCUAGGUUAUACCUUCUCUAAGAUCUUCAUAACAGAUAAAUCAAAUAUUUUCCCAAGCGUAUUAAUUGCUAAAAAAAAGAGAAGGUAUUUUGUAUAAUUUUACUUGUUAAUAUAUGCCCAUCUGUAUGAAACUACGUCCUGUAAUGUGUCAUUUUUUGCAAUGUCUAAGAAUUUAGCUGUCUUGUCAUUUUUUUCCCUUGUUUAAUGACAGUUAAUGUAGCUUAGCAUGAAAAAUCAAUGCCUUUCAUCAGUAAAUAAGUCCAUCUGUUUGUGUAUCUGUUAAUUUACUCCAUUUUCUACUAAUAACAGUCCAUUAUGCAGUUCAGGUCCAACUAGUCAAUUUGUUUAGUCUGUUUAAAUGUUGGUUUAAAACCUGUAUUGUUUAAACAUGGUUUUCAAGGGAACAAUGUAUAAACGAGGGGAAAUAAAAACUUAAAAAUAU
This is a messenger RNA of Labrus bergylta (ballan wrasse), 7096 nucleotides long. The record is from RefSeq and is a predicted model, not a curated record. NCBI's taxonomy places the organism in Eukaryota, Metazoa, Chordata, Actinopteri, Labriformes, Labridae.